Molecule: messenger RNA, 1875 nt
Organism: Aspergillus candidus
Lineage: Eukaryota; Fungi; Ascomycota; Eurotiomycetes; Eurotiales; Aspergillaceae
Product: 3-hydroxyacyl-CoA dehyrogenase
Exons: 2
Coding region: 76-1875 (599 amino acids)
Biological process (GO): fatty acid metabolic process
Molecular function (GO): NAD+ binding; oxidoreductase activity, acting on the CH-OH group of donors, NAD or NADP as acceptor
Source: RefSeq, a predicted model, not a curated record
UCGCCUACCUACUACUUGCAUAUACUUAUUAUACCUACACUUAUAUACGUUUACUUAUAUCUACUUACGCUUAAUAUGACCCGUCCAGUCGUCGUCCUCGGCGCAGGCGUCCUCGGCCGACGCAUCGCCUCUGUCUUCCUAGCAGGUGGCUACGACGUCCACACGAGAGAUCCCAGCGAAGCAGCCCUGACAGCAGCCAAGGAGUACGUCGCCGAGAACAUCGGCUCCUUCACGGCGCUCACACCCGCCCAGCCGAAGCCGCAACCGGGCACACACCGCGUGUACACGGACAUCGCAUCCGCCGUGCAAGAUGCGUGGCUCGUCGUUGAGGCUGUCCCCGAGCAGCUCCCGCUGAAGAUCGCCACGUUCGCGGAAGUGCACGCCGCUGCUCCCGCAGACUGCAUCAUCGCCAGCAACAGCAGCUCGUUCAAGUCGCGGUUGAUGAUCACGGAGCUGCCGCGUGAGCGCGCUCAGCGUGUGCUCAAUAUGCAUUUCACCAUGCCGCCGGCGAUUCGCACGGUCGAGCUUAUGACUUCUGGCGAGACGGACGAGGCCUUGUUCCCGUUGUUGACGGAUGUGUUGGCCAGCUGUGGCGUGCUGCCUGUGACGGCGCGGCGCGAGUCGACUGGUUUUAUCUUCAACCGGCUGUGGGCGGCGAUUAAGCGCGAGAUUAUGAUGAUCUUGGCUGAAGAUGUCAGCUCGGCGGCGGAGAUCGAUCUCCUGUGGGAGAACAUGUUCCAGCUCCCGACGAGCUUGCCGCCGUGUAAGUUGAUGGACCAGAUCGGUCUGGACACGGUGGCGUUCAUUGAGGAUAACUACGUUGGUGAGAGGGGGUUGGAUACCACGUUGACGGUGGAUUGGCUGCGCGAGAAGUAUAUCAAGCCGGGAAAGCUGGGUAAGAAGAGUGAGUUGGGAGGAUUGUAUCCUGCUUCUUCUCCUGCUUCUUCUUCCUCCUCUUCUGAAUCAGCUGGGGCUUCGACUCGCCCCUCGACUGCGUCGUCUACCCCCGAGAACGAGGGAAAGAAAGAAUUGCUCGUGCUGGACGUCGGUCUGGGCUCCAACAACGCCGACCUCAGCGCCAUCCCGACAGCAGGUCGCAUCCUGCGCUUUGACACCGCCUCGCGCACCAUGACCCCCGUCGUGACAGGCCAGUCCCUCCCCGACGGGAUCGAUGUAGCGCGGGAAGCCGGGCGGAUGUUCUGGACGAACAUGGGGCGGUCGACGUCCACAUGCGACGGCAGCGUGUACUCGGCGCGCCUAGACGGCAGCGACGUGCAGACGGUCAUCCCGCCCGCGGCGGUGCACACGCCGAAGCAGCUGGUGGUGGACGAGACGACGUCGCGGGUGUACUUCUGCGAUCGGGAAGGGAUGGGGGUGCACCGGGUGCGGUUCGACGGGACGGAGCACGAGACGAUCGUGAAGACCGGGUGCGCGACGCAGCAUAAGGGCGAGAUGACGCGGUGGUGUGUGGGGAUUGCGCUGGAUGCGGAGCGCGGGCUGGUUUACUGGACGCAGAAGGGGCCCAGCAAGGGUGGUCAGGGCCGGAUCUUCCGUGCGCCGGUUGAUGUGCCUGCUGGACGGACGGCUGAGGAUCGUGAUGAUAUCGAGCUUGUGCUGGAUGGGUUGCCUGAGCCGAUUGAUUUGGAGUUGGAUGCUGCGGGGGAGACGUUAUACUGGACGGAUCGGGGGGAGCAUCCUGUGGGGUGUUCGCUGAACCGGGUGGUUGUUGGUGGGGAUGGUGGCGUGGAGGGUCGACGGGGGAAGAAGGAGAUUCUGGCGCGACAGUUCCAUGAGCCUAUUGGGUUGAAGCGCGAUGCGUCCGGGGAUGCGGUGAUAGAGAUGUACACAUAUAUAUAUGAAGAUAUAAAGAUAUAA